UCCAUUUGCAGAGACUGUAUCUGCCCGACGUCAUCAGUGCGGCCACAGGCGGAGCGCACCUUUUCCCCAGAACUGCUGGAUUCCUCCACAUGCACAGGACGGGACGGGACAGGACAGGAUGGGAUGCUCCACCAGCUCUCAGACUUCAGCCGUAGAUACGACUAGACCUAGUGCAAAACCCGAGGAGUGCAACGGAGCCACCACAGGAGUGGCUGGUGAUGAUGGAAAGAUAGCUGAAGACAGUGAAACGAUCCCGGACCAGACCCCCGCUGACGGCGGUGGCGCUGCUGCAGCGGCAUGUGCAGACGCAGCUGCACCUGCAGGGGAGGAAGCUCAGUCUUUGCAAGCAGAGGCAGCUGCACCAGGAGAGACAGCUGCAUCAGCAGAUGCAACAGCAGAUGCACCAGCAGAGGCGGCUGCACUGGCAGAUGCACCAGCAGAGACAGAUGCACCAGCAGAGGCAGAUGCACCAGCAGAUGCACCGGCAGAUGCACCAGCAGAGACAGAUGCACCAGCAGAAGCAUCAACAGAGGCACCGGCAGCAGAGAGCAACGCUGAAACGGCAGCGAGCUCCUCAGAUGCUGCAGCUCCAGAGCAAGAGGCCACAGCGACUGAUUCUGAGACAAAAGCAGAGGAGGCGCCAGCUGCCGGCGAGUGAAGACUGAUGCUUUACUGCACAGAUGAGUUUGGUGAAAGAGUUGCUCGUCGUCUGUAUGCGUGCAUGAGUGUGUGUGUGAGUGUGUGAGUGUGUGUGCGAGUGUGUCGUUGCCAACAUGCUGACCCUGCGGCGAGACUUUCAACCAGGGUUCUCAGUCACCACUGUGCCUUCUUCCUUUCUUGAUGGUGAUGCUGCAGGUAGAUGGAGCACGAAGCCGUGGUGUUUAUUUCCAGAGCACAUUAUUUUUACAGAGAAACCUAGAUUAUCAGACGUCAUCUCUAUUUAUUAUCUGUAUAGAAACUUGUAAUAUCACCACACAUGUCUUGGGUCUAACUUGAAGCGACUGAAAGAAUCAAUUCUGAUCUUUUCUACAAAACCAAAUUUCAUUCAAAGCCAAAGUUUAUUAGACGUAUGAAUUUAGUCUUUAUGUUUUGGGUCAUAAUCACAUUUGAAGGUGAAGGUGUGGUUAGUCCAGGCCAGCUGGAUUAAUAAUGAUCUAAUGUGUCAUGAUUUAUCUGUGGGAAGAAAAACCUCAAAUCUGUAACAAGCUGUAACUGUCAAAAAAUAAAUAAAAAAGCAAAAGAAGCAUAAGGAAUCGCAUCCAACGUACG
This is a messenger RNA of Cololabis saira (Pacific saury), 1269 nucleotides long. RefSeq lists its product as uncharacterized. The transcript is spliced from 4 exons. Bases 119 to 658 code for a protein of 179 amino acids. The record is from RefSeq and is a predicted model, not a curated record. Lineage: Eukaryota; Metazoa; Chordata; Actinopteri; Beloniformes; Belonidae.